GCUGUCCUGUCUUGCCAAAAUUAUGUCACUAUGAAGAAAUGUCAAAUUAUCCAUCCAACUCUCCCAUUAUCUGAUGAAGAAUUGUUAAUUACUAUCCAGAGUUUAUUUAUUUGUGAAGUUCUGUGACGAUUUGAUAUAUUAAAGUCGAAUAAGCGCUCAAGGAAAAGAACACAAUGGCCUACAAUCCCGGCUAUGGUGCCCCGCAAGGAUACGGCCAGCCACCAGCUGGCUACGGAGGCCCCCCUCCCGGUCAACUGGAAAUAGGACAUGGGCCGUACCCAUCGAUAGGACCUGGAGGUGGAGUCAGUCCUCAAGUGCAGCAGUGGUUUCGUGCAGUUGACAAAGACCAAUCUGGAUUUAUUACAGCUGCGGAACUGAAAUCAGCAUUGGUAAAUGCUCAGGGACAAACCUUUUCAGAAACCGCCUGCAAUUUAAUGAUAGGAAUGUUCGACAAAGAUCGCUCAGGCCACAUCAAUGUUGAAGAGUUUGAAAAACUAUACACCUACAUUAACCAGUGGCUUGCGGUGUUCAAGACAUAUGACACGGAUCAAUCUGGACACAUCGAUGAAAAAGAACUUUCUGAAGCAUUGACGAAGAUGGGUUUCCGGUUCACACCGGAAUUUGUAAGCUUUUUAGUGAAGAGAUGCGACUCAAACGAAGGCAAGGUUUCUGUGGAUAGCUUCAUUGUGCUAUGUGUUCAGAUCCAGCGUUUUACUGAAGCAUUCCGAGCUCGCGACACACAGCAAAACGGAACCGUAACCAUCGGAUUUGAAGAUUUCCUUACUGUUGCUCUUAGCUGCUCUGUUUGAAGAGAAAAGUAAAAGUAUUGAGCUGCCGCAAUAAGUUUGACUCUCACUAAGUAUAGCAGUAAUUAUAAUAAUUUAUUUUUUAUUAUUUUCAUAAAAUUCCAUUUACACAUAGAACAUAUCACUCGAAACUGCAAUCAAUCAUUUACUUAGAAUUAUCUUAUAACGAUAAUAUAAGUAAAGUGGAUGCGCACAUUGCUAGUAAAUGUUUAUUUAUUACAUACUUGAAAAAUG
This is a messenger RNA of Helicoverpa armigera (cotton bollworm), 1040 nucleotides long. RefSeq names its product peflin (gene Pef). Gene Ontology annotation, molecular function: calcium ion binding. Bases 174 to 809 code for a protein of 211 amino acids. Lineage: Eukaryota; Metazoa; Arthropoda; Insecta; Lepidoptera; Noctuidae. Gene Ontology annotation, biological process: COPII vesicle coat assembly. The transcript has 5 exons. The record is from RefSeq and is a predicted model, not a curated record.